AUGACAACUAGAUUUGCCUAUCUUUUCGGUCGAUCUCGCUUUCUCCCCGGUCUCCACCGUUUCCUAUCUUCUUCACUGUUAUCCCUCGAUCAAACUGCCCCUCGCGCCAAGCUCAUCCCCUAUGCGGACCAAGUAUCUUGCAUGUCUUCCGUUCUGACAAAAUUCGUCACCUACCCUACUGAAGAAUUUCACACACUCAUAGAACCAUUCUUGAAACCGGAUAUCAUCAAGGACUUGCUAGACGUACGAUCACUACAAACUGGCACGAAUUCUGCUCCUCUCCGCCUUGGGGCAAAUUUUGUUCCUCGUUUCUUACUCUACGGGCAGCCCGGUACUGGAAUAUCGGUCAUUUUUUCUCAAGUCGUCCAUUUCGCUGCCACAAAUGAUUGGCUCAUUGUACCAUUUCCAAACGCUGAAACGUGGCUAGAGCGAUGCGAAGAUCUGACACACAGUAACGAACUCCAUCAAGAACAGUAUAAAACCGCAGACGGAGAGUCCUUUGAUUUUCCAAGUCGUUCAGCUAAUUGGCUUCGUGGCUUUCUCAGUCUUAAUAAGGGUUUCUUGGAAAAGUUCAAUCCGACCAUCAUUCGGGACGUCUUGUGGACAAAGGCGGAUGUUGCUAAAUCUGGCACUCCCUGGACCGAGAUAAUCCAGUUCGCGAUUGCUCGACCAAAAUACUCCACAGAUUGCAUCGGCAUCUUGUUGCGUGAGAUGCGCUCCAUGUGUUCCAAACCCGACGGACCACCCUGUUUGUUGGUCGUGGACGGUGUGAACUUUCUGUGGUGCCGCGGGACCCGUAUGAGGGACAAGCUCUUGCACAUAAGAGUCCACGUUGAUCGCUUAGCGAUUGUGCAUCACUUGAGGCGCGCAAUGAAAGGAGAUUGGCGACAUGGAGCUAUACUAACGUCUCUAAACAUUCGAGGUGCCUGGCCCACGGACCGGGAGAAAUACACACCUGGCUACCUUCUUGGAGAGCCCGGCUUCACAUGCAUGGACCCGUUCAUUCCGGUGGAAAUUGGAAAUUACACUGAGGCCGAGUUGAAUGCAUGCCUGCGAUUCUACGCGGAAAACAAUUGGCUCACGAAUCCAGCCGCACACACGCCUGCCGGGCUGGCAGAAAUCGCGUUCCUGGCUGAUCGUAACCCAUUGGAGCUGGACCGCAUCGUUGCGGAAUGGUGA
Messenger RNA from Dicrocoelium dendriticum, 1179 nucleotides. The record is from the annotation of a GenBank genome assembly. NCBI's taxonomy places the organism in Eukaryota, Metazoa, Platyhelminthes, Trematoda, Plagiorchiida, Dicrocoeliidae.